This is a messenger RNA of Acanthosepion pharaonis, 678 nucleotides long. The record is from the annotation of a GenBank genome assembly. NCBI's taxonomy places the organism in Eukaryota, Metazoa, Mollusca, Cephalopoda, Sepiida, Sepiidae.
AUGACUUUCUUUAAUAUUUUCAUUUCCUACUUUCCAUUUUCUCUCUUUUGCUACGUGCUCUUAUGUCUUGUACAUUUUCUCUGCCCAUUUACGAUUUCACUCUCUGAUUUUCUUUUCUUACUUUCGCUAUCUAUUUCCUCUUUUAUUUCAUUUUGCUACUUUCCUUUUUCAAUUUUCUCUGUUAGUUUCGUUUCCUACUUUCGCUUUCCUUUUUCUAUUUUCUCUUUUAUUUCCUACUUUCACUUUCCUUUUUCUAUUUUCUCUGUUAGUUUAGUUUCCUACUUUCGCUUUCCUUUUUCUAUUUUCUCUUUUAUUUCCUACUUUCACUUUCCUUUUUCUAUUUUCUCUGUUAGUUUCGUUUCCUACUUUUGCUUUCCUUUUUCUAUUUUCUCUUUUAUUUCCUACUUUCUUUUUCCUUUUUUAUUUUCUCUCUUCCAACUUUCGUUUUCCUUUUUCUAUUUUCCCUUUUACAUUAGCUUCCUACAAUUUUCAUUUUGCUACUUUCACUUUUAUUUUCCUACUUUCACUUUCCAACAUUCCCGCAUUGCCUUUUACUUCCCUACCGUCCCUUUUCACUUUUCUUCUUUCUGUUCUCAUAUAUUCUGUCCAUUUUUUUUACUCACUUUUAUCUCUUUCGAAUCUUCUUUUCCUACAUUCUCUUCUCUUUAUAUUUCAUGA